Coffea arabica (coffee) is the source of this 1773-nucleotide messenger RNA. RefSeq lists its product as uncharacterized. NCBI's taxonomy places the organism in Eukaryota, Viridiplantae, Streptophyta, Magnoliopsida, Gentianales, Rubiaceae. The record is from RefSeq and is a predicted model, not a curated record.
AUGGAUAAUGUGGUUAAGAUGCUUAAUAGGCAUGUUGGUUCUAGCUCUAAUCAAGGAGUAGUUGUUGCAUGUUGUACUACUUGCGGUGGAGAUCAUGAUGAUUCUAUGUGUUCUAGUAGCGAACAGGUUCAAUAUCUCAACAAUUACAACCAUCCAUCCCAAAAUAAUCCAUACUCCAAUACCUACAAUCCAAGAUGGCGUAAUCACCCGAAUUUUGGAUGGAAGGAUCAAUGGAACCAACAAAGACCAGUUAAUCCACCGGGUUUUCAACCAAAGCAACCACUUCCGGAGUCCAAACCAGCUUGGAAAUUGGCAAUUGAGAAGCCAGCAAAUACUGAAGUGAACCUAAGGGAGAAUGUGAAGGCCAUAACCCUCCGUAGUGGUAAGGAAGUAGGUGAGCCACCUGUAGUUGAAAGUGAGAAAAAAUAUGAAAGAAGAGAAAAGAUGCAGUUGAGUGAGUUAGAAGAUGAUAACAAGUCAAUUGAAGGAAAAGACAAGGUGGAAGGAAAGGAGCCACAAAUUGAUGAGACAACACAAAUUCCUCCACCGGUGCCAUUUCCACAAAGAUUGAAGCCUUCGAGAAAUGACAAAGAAUUUGAGAAGUUUGUCAACAUUUUCAAACAAUUACAUAUUAACAUUCCUUUUGUUGAUACUAUUUUGCAAAUUCCUUCAUACACAAAGUUUCUCAAGGAAAUAAUGACUAAGAAAAGGAGAUUAGUUGAUAGUGAGACAACAAUUGCAUUAACGGAAGAAUGUAGUGCCAUCAUACAAAACAAAUUGUCACCAAAGUUGAAAGAUCCUGGGAGUUUCACAGUUCAUUGCACUAUCGGUAAUGUAAAAUUCUCUAAGGCACUAUGUGACCUUGGUGCGAGUGUUUCAUUGAUCCUUUUAACUGUGACUAGGCAAUUGGGGUUGAAAGAGUUAAAACGUACUAACAUUUCCUUGCAAUUGGCUGACAGGUCUAUUAGACAUCCAAUGGGCAUAUUAGAGAAUGCACUUAUUAAAGUGCAGAAAUUCAUUAUUCUUGUUGAUUUUGUUGUUUUUGAUAUGGAGGAAGAUGUCAAUGUACCUAUUAUACUUGGUAGACCAUUUCUGGCUACUGCAGGUACAAUAAUAGAUGUUAAAUGUGGUAAGUUCAAGUUUCAAAUUGGUGAAGAGGAAGUGGAGUUUGAUUUGAGUAAAGUGGAGAAGUAUCCUUCUUUUAUUGACCAUGUUUAUUCUGUUGACAUAUGUGAUGAAUUGGCAUUAAAAAUGAGUCAAAUUAAUCUUAAUGAUGAUUCUCUUGAACUUUGUCCUAAUGGUGUAGGCUUACAAGAGGAACAAGUUGAAAAACUGACUGAAUUUUUGCAGGCACAGGUUUCUUAUAAAAGGAGAAAUGCGUAUGAGGAGUUAGGGUUGAACAAAGGGCUACCUCCACCAUCGUGUGAGCAAGCUCCACAGCUUGAGGUUAAGCCACUUCCUAAAUACCUCAAAUAUGCAUUCCUUGGAGAAAAUGAGACAUUGCCGGUGAUUGUCAAUGCUGCAUUAGAUGAGGAACAACUAGAAAACGUUUUACGUGUUUUGAGGAAGCAUUUAAAGGCUAUAGGAUGGACAAUUUCUGAUAUUAAAGGAAUUAGUCUAACUAUUUGUAUGCACAGAAUUUUGUUGGAAGAAAACUCUAAACCGGUGGUUGAAACUCAAAGAAGGUUAAAUCCAAAUAUGAAAGAAGUGGUUGAAAAGGGAACUUGUCUUCGCACCUAUAAUAGCAUCACCGGAUUGGAGCAUGCCAUUUGA